This is a messenger RNA of Danaus chrysippus (African queen), 1713 nucleotides long. NCBI's taxonomy places the organism in Eukaryota, Metazoa, Arthropoda, Insecta, Lepidoptera, Nymphalidae. The record is from the annotation of a GenBank genome assembly.
UUGAAAAAUGAGGAUAUCAAGGAGGAACUUAACAUUAAAGAGGAGAUUGAAAGUGGUUCAGAUAAUGAAGAACUCAGUGGACCCCAGACGGACUCAGAAGAUGAGGACAGUGACCCUGAACUACAAGUUAUAGAAGGUGAUGAGGGUAAGACAAAAAGAAAGGAAAAGAAAAAGAAAUCAAAAUUAACUCCUGAAGAGUUGAAAAAAAAGCUGGAACUGGAAGAGCAAAACCAUUUCCGUAAUGAGCAUGGAAUAAAAGCAGUUGGUCGUCACAUACCUAAUGCAUUGAGAGACUUCAAUGAACUGAUCACAAAAUACAAUAUAUCUCGGUCAAUGGUUGAAGUUCUGUUACAGUGUGGUUACUCUGAACCCACACCCAUUCAACGACAAGCUAUACCAUGUUUAUUGGAGAAUCGUCAAAUCGUAGCCUGUGCUCCGACUGGAUCUGGUAAGACAGCGGCAUUCCUAAUGCCUCUGUUACACAUGCUCGGAGCUCCACAGGGCGGUCCGAGAGCCCUAGUGCUCUGUCCCACAAGGGAACUGGCCAACCAAAUAUACCGUGAGGCUAUAAGACUGUCAGCAUCUACACAAUUGAGAUGUUCAGUCAUCAGGAGUCUUAAGGAAAGCAAGAUCAAGGAACGGGAAGCUACUAUAAGGAAAAGUGAUUUAGUGAUAAGUACACCAAAUCGUCUGUGUUACCUACUGAAACAGGAUACAGUGGGAAUAAACAUGGACAAGGUCCAAUGGCUGGUCAUAGAUGAAGCUGACAAGUUGUUCGAGGGUUCCCAGGAGGAGGUGGACACGUUCCGCCAACAGCUGGACGUGAUCCUCAGCAGCUGUAAGUCCCGCCUGGCCAUGUUCAGCGCCACACACACGCCAUCUAUCGCCAAGUGGGCGAGACACAACAUGAGGGGACUCAUUAACAUCACAGUCGGACACAGGAAUGCAGCUUCUUCAUCUGUGGAUCAGGAACUUCUAUUCUGUGGCAACGAGAGCGGGAAACUGGUGGCAUUCAGACAACUCAUACAAAAGGGACUCAAACCACCCGUACUAGUAUUCGUCCAAAGUAAAGAUCGCGCCAAAGAGUUGUUCAAGGAGUUGUUGUACGACGGGAUCCAGGUGGACGUCAUACACGGAGACAGGACACAGGCGCAGCGUGAUAAGGUAGUCCGUAGUUUCCGCCUGGGUCGCGUGUGGGUACUACUGUGUACGGAGCUGAUGGCGCGAGGAAUCGACUUCCGGGGGGUGAACCUCGUCAUCAAUUACGACCUACCGCCCUCCGCUAUAUCCUACAUACACAGAGUGGGGCGAGCUGGUCGCGCGGGUGCCAAGGGUCGGGCCAUCACAUUCUUCACCCAGGACGAUGUGGUCAACUUGAGGAGUAUUGCAGCCGUCAUGAAACAGUCAGGCUGUGAGGUUCCCGAGUACAUGCUGAAACUAAAACAGAACCCCAACAAGAGGAAGAGACUAGUGAAGAAGGCACCGCACAGGGAUAAGAUAUCUACGAUAGUCAAAAAACCUGAAAAACGAAAACUUGACUCCGAAGAAGAAAACAAAACUGAAAAGGACAAGACGGAGAGAAUUAGUAACGGAAAACACAGAAAACAGAGGAAAGUUGACAAUGUGAAUCAGCAUAAGAAACAUAUUAAACAAAAAGAAAAUAAACUAGGAAAUAAAAGAAAAAAGAAGCUCGGGAAAAAGAAGAAUAUUUAA